Porites lobata is the source of this 3489-nucleotide messenger RNA. Lineage: Eukaryota; Metazoa; Cnidaria; Anthozoa; Scleractinia; Poritidae. The record is from the annotation of a GenBank genome assembly.
AUUAAAACAGGAGAGUGAUGCCUGCGGAGGAUCGAGGCCACACUCUUCCGGACGAAUUUUCGACCGGUUGAAAAAUUUUACCGGACAUUUCGCUCAUACGUGCCUUUGAACUGCUAAACGUCUGAUUUCUUUGUACGGUUAAGGUAGUUCCGUGUGAACAGAAAACCUAAACGCGUAAAUUUCAACUAGUCGAAAAAUCGUCCGACGCACCUUGUGAACAUAAUUCUACAAUUAUUUUGGGACUUUCAUUACUGGCCGCUUAAUCAUGAAGUUAAACCUAACUCAAACAAAUAUGGUCCUAAUUAAUAGACUAUUACGGCUGCAACUGUCAGAACUGUUUAGAACCAUUAACUCAAGCGUCACGUUCACUCUUGCUGUUAAAAGGGUCAGACUUUAAGGAAAGGACAUCAUUUAGUGGGAGUACAUACGAAACUUGAUUUGAACCGUUUUCACUGAAAGUUUAUCCUUAUGAUUCCAAACGUUUACGUUGAACAACGUCAGUCCAGGGAAUGAAAUCCGUUGCAAACUUGAGCAAAAAAUUUUCAGCUCUCUGCUUCCUUCAAGAUAUCCUUCAAGACAACGAAGCAGCUCAGUAUUUGUUGGAAAGGUAAGCGCUAAGUUGUUGUGAGAAAAAACAACGAUAAACCUUUAAAACAAUUCCUAUCCUCGCAUGAUCGCGAAGUCAUCUUGUUAAUAGUCACCGCCGCACAGUUAAACCUCGCUGAAUUUUGUCUUUCUUUUAAAGAGAAGCUUAAAUUCGCCAUACCUUGCAAAAGAGAAGAUUUUAAGAAGAUACAAUGUACAGCAGGUUUUUAUCGCCAUACCUUGCAGAAAGAGGUUUUAAGACGCUACAAUUUUUAUUUUGUGUGUUCUUUUGUAACAAGAAAUUUGAAAAAUAUCUUCAUCUUUUUAGGUUUUGAAUAAUACUAGAUCGGCGAGCGUUUAAAAAUUCAACAAAGGAUAAGUAAGAAAAUACCAAGUAACAACCCAAACAGUAUGCAAUGGAACAAAACAUCAAAGGAUGUUGACCACAUGUUUUGAAAAAUAUAUGUUUCGUUUGCUUCAAAGUCCCUAUCCUUUAACGGGAAACUGACUUAAAAAAAUGAUUGUGGUUACAAACCGAUAAACGGUUACAGGAAGCUAACAGAAAGCAGCUGUUAGCAAGAGUGGGUAGCACAGGUAGCACUCGCCUGAGACAGUUAGGGUGUAAAUAAUGGCCACCCACGAUGAACAGGAAAGCGCGCAUAUCCCUAAAUUUCGCUAAACCUCUCAGCACAGGCUGAGAGGCUGAAAUAAAAGAUUUUGUUCGUUCCACGUACUGGAGUCAUCGAAAAGGAAGUUCAUAUUGACAACAAGUUUAUCUCAGAGACAAUUUUUCUGAAAGGUUUAGCGAAAUUAAAAAAAAAAAUGUAUCUUGUUUACACUAUGAGAGGUCUGAGAAACAGACCUACCGUUCGUUUAAUAACUUGGUGAAUCGUUGCACGUUGCAGUGAGCAGAAGGGUUGUAGUAGCGAACUUCUCUAUCGGACUUCGUACACCAAAGAAGCUUAGAUGAAGUUUCUUCAAUCAUUGGGCAUUUUUAAUAUUCAUUCAAAGAUAUCUUCGAGGUACGAUAACUUGGAAGUUGAUUAACUUUUAUUGGCAAAAUUAGUGUGCGAUACGAUGCAGUCUCUUUGUGAAUAUUUAAUGACUUAUUCAAGUUUAAUGAAGGAAAUAUUAUUGAAACGUACCCCGGGGGUGGAGGGAGGGAGUACUCCCUACAAUGGAGGCUCCGCCCAGAAGGAAUGCAUUAUUUGGGCUUCAUGUAUAUAAAAGGGUGAGGAUUUACUAGCUGAAGUAUAUGAAAAAGUAGGGAAAUCUAUCAUUUCAGUCUGUAAAAAAGGCCUGAAGGGUUAACAAAUGCAUUUUAUGGCUGUGAAAAAGUGAAAAAAAGCAAAAACAAAAAAACGUUCUUGUUUGUGAUUUAUUCAUAGUUUAAAGGACAUUGGAUCAGAACAGCAGUUAAAAAUGUAUGCAAAGUUCCAAACUAGGUAUGUGAUAGGGGUACUUUUUCUGUCAUAAUUAAAUGGUAUACAAAAGGGUAAGGGGCUGGACCUCGGGGCGGAGCCUUCCCGUAUAAACGGCCUUUCUUGAGUACUCCCCCCUCUUGAGUACUCCCCCCUUCCCAUUGAAAUAAACUUUCUACCAGGUGAUCCAUUACUUCUUAGUGACUUGCAGUUCAAUGAGCGCUAACAAUAACAGCUAAAAUUCACAUAUAUUUUUUUGUCCUCAGUUUUCAGUCAACCUAUUCAUCAUACUCUCCCCUUAACCGCUGUUUUUGAUUUUUUCUUUCCACAGGUGAAAGCAAGGGGUUUAUUUCAGCGUUAACAAAAGUAUCAAGAAAUUAAAGUUAAGGUGAGCACUCUAUUGAAGAAUUGUUGUCAAUGUACAAUCUCCAUGCUUGAUAUUUAAGGAGUCAACUUCAGUCCUCUUAGUCCACCUUCUAAUUAACUUCCUUUUUUCAACUAACCAAACUUUAUUCGAUUUCUUUCUGAAGGGAGGAGAAAAGAGAAUUAAAAGAAAACAAUGAGUUCCAUAACGCUCUCUUCAGCCGAGUGCAGCACAUGGUAUGCCGUAUUCCUUACUAUAGCUGUUGCUGUGGUUGCAGUGAACCUCCUAUCAAUCAUCCUUUUUGUGAAGAACAGUAAUCUUCGCACUCGUACCAUGCACUUGGUUAUAAACUUGACCGUGGUUGAUAUGUUUGUUGGACUAAGUUCCAUUUUCGCUGCAGUAUUACUUUUCCUCCUCUACGGUUGCGAAGCUGAAAAUGUAAUUUUGAUCAGGCCGGAAUUGCCACUUAUUUUGGUUGUGCUUUCAGUGACAGAGGUGGGGCUCCCUUUCACCUCUGUAGCAGGUAUUGCAGCAAUUUCUUUAGAGCGGAUGCAUGCGACGUUUCGUCCAUUCAGGCAUCGCAACAUCAAAAAAUGGGCCUUCGGGGUAACAAUUGCGGGCGUCUGGAUUUUAACUGCGAUGACGGUAAUUCCCUAUCCGUUAAUAGGUCUCUAUGGGAACUUGCAACAACAGUGGCAAUUGGUAUUUCCUUCGUACUUAUUGCUCUCAUAUUGCUGCCUUUGCCUUAUUGUUAUCUGUGUUUCUUACACCUCCAUUGCUUUAAAAUUUUGGUGUGGAACCCGUCCUCCGUCCCAUGGUGCGGCCAAGAGGAAUAGACAAAGAAAACUGACUGUCACAUUAUUCAUAAUGACCAUUGUAUCUUUGCUUCUGUGGUUACCAUAUGUUGUACAUACUUUUGUUCUACGUUCUGUUCUAGUUAGAUUUUCUUUCCUGACACAUUUACGCUUGAGAUUAUCUUUUUCUCUUCUAUACCACACAAACUCGCUUGUUAAUCCCAUUAUUUACACAAUCAGAAUGCCAGAGUUCAGAAGAGCUCUCUUGAUAUUAUUUAAACGUCGACAAAGACAAAAUGCUGCUAUUCCUCUUCAAGCCCGUUAA